Molecule: messenger RNA, 2170 nt
Organism: Polyodon spathula (Mississippi paddlefish)
Lineage: Eukaryota; Metazoa; Chordata; Actinopteri; Acipenseriformes; Polyodontidae
Product: tissue-type plasminogen activator-like
Exons: 10
Coding region: 116-1303 (395 amino acids)
Biological process (GO): plasminogen activation; regulation of cell adhesion mediated by integrin
Molecular function (GO): serine-type endopeptidase activity
Source: RefSeq, a predicted model, not a curated record
GAAAAUUAGCAGAACUGCAAAUUAUCAAGAAGCACCUACAGCCCACUGAACACUGAACUACGGGCUGCUGAUUGACACUCCAAAUAAGGAAGAUAACAACAACCUUGGAAUAAAAAUGAGGUUCAUGCUUUUAUUAAUGGCUGUGUUGCCACAUAUCUUCAGUCUGGAAGCUGCUCCAACGACAUCAAACGCAGAACUGUAUGAAUAUGUGAAAGAAGACUCAAGAGUCACUUGCUAUAAUGGCAAUGGAGCGGACUACAGGGGCACAGCAUCUGGGUCUGAAUCAGGAAGUGAAUGUCUUGACUGGGACCAUCCACUGCUUGACUUUGGCUAUUACAGUUUUGAGCAGUUUCAAUUUGGACUUGGCGAGCACAACUAUUGCAGGAAUCCUGACAGCAGCCAGAAGCCCUGGUGCUAUGUGAAAAAAGGUCACAGAUUUGUUAAGGAAUUCUGUAGUAUUCCAGCUUGUCCACAAAAGCUAACACCCACUUGUGGCCUGAAGGAUGACAAUCUCUAUAAGAUUGUAGGAGGAGAAAUUGCAACAAUCGAUUCUCACCCCUGGAUAGCGUCCAUCUUCUACAGAUCAAGAAGUAGAGAGAUGUUCCGGUGUGGUGGGAGUCUGAUUAGUCCUUGCUGGGUUCUGACGGCAGCACACUGUUUCCCAGAGGGUCCUGAUACAAAACCUGGUCAAUACUCCGUCUAUUUAGGAAAGGAUGCUCUUAAUGCCACUAACUCUCUUAAAGAACAGAAAUUUGAUGUGGAAAAUAUUAUUCUUCACCAUGAGUUUGAUAAUAGCCAAGGAAGUUUCAACAACGACAUAGCACUGGUGAAACUAAGCGGACAGUGUGCCGUGGAGACCAGUUCUGUGAAAACUGUCUGCCUUCCCCCAACAAACCAGAUGUUGCCCCAAGGCUCUUAUUGUGAGAUCGCUGGAUAUGGAAAGGAGGCCCAUUCUUUGUGGUACUUUUCCCAAUAUCUGAGAGAAGCGACGGUUCAACUGAUUCCUCAGAAUACCUGCAAAAGCACACAGUACUAUGGGUCUCUGGUAACAGACAACAUGUUUUGUGCUGGCAACCCUGAAUGGAAAGUGGAUUCUUGCAAGGGUGAUUCAGGCGGCCCCUUGGUUUGUGAUGUCUACGGAAAGAUGUUUCUCUUUGGAAUCGUCAGCUGGGGAGAAAACUGUGCCGAGGCUUACAGGCCGGGUGUCUACACGCGGGUUACAAACUACAACCAGUGGAUUGCUGCCAACACUGGGAUAGCGGCUUUGAGUGAAGGACUCAUGUACCCUGAAAAAUUAUUCUGACACCUAGAACUUCUGCAACGUUACUGUGUCCACAAUACUGCAUCAUUACUGGUACAUUUUUGUAAGGGCGGGCCAGGUGCAUUCCACAUAUUAGAUUUUACUACAAUAUUCCACUCUAUGUGUUACCAAGAAGAAAGCUUAAAAAGUAAUAACGGAAUUUUGGGAGUCAAUAUACAUGAAGUAUAUUUUCUACUGAGAGAACAAAGCUUUAAUAAUCUCAAGCAGAACCACGAUAACUGAUGGCCAUAUGGACCAAUAUACACAGUUCUGUGGACUGACUUACAAUCAAUGUUGGCUUGUUGUCGUUAUUCUUUAAUUGUCUAUUUAGUUAGUAUUAAUCAUUUAGGAACAUAGCUAGUGGUUUCUUUAGAGUUAUAGCAUUUACUAUGUCUUGUUCUUUUAAAAGCAAAAUAUUUUUUAAUGGUUAAAGAAAAAAGCUUGGGGUAUUUUUAUGAUUAUAUAAGGAUUUAUUCAAACCAGCUAUUUUAGAUUUGUAUGUUUUAUUUAUUUGACAAAAAAUUAUUGAAAAAUAUAAUGAACAUUUUUAUUGAUUAAAACCAUUUUUAAAAAUGGAUCAGAAAACAUUAGAAAAAGCAGGCUCUGUAUAUUAGUUACAUAUACUGUAAUUGGUCUUGCCAUUUCACUAGCUUUACAUGUUAUGAUUAAUGACAAUGAAAAUGCUCUUAUUUUUUCAGUGAUUUCAAGAUUGUUAUUGAUAAAGAAUUGUUAUUUGGAAAUUAUAAGUUGUUUAUUAAAGAAAAGAUGAAAAUAAAAAUGAAUACCAGCAGCUUUUUAUUCCUGUAAAAUUUCUCAUAGUUCCCGAAUGGUUUGUAUAAUAUUUAAAACAACAAAUUCACAGCAUAGAAA